AGCACCCAUCCCAUCAUCAGUCCACGAAUAGAUUGACAUGCUAUUUAGAAUAAAAACAGUGGUAAAAGUGGUCUGUAUAAAAACAAAUCAGAAAUGGCCCGACCUAGAAAUCGACAACACGAUGACGGCUGGAAGUUACUCUGCUCCUUUUCUGCAGUGAUGUUCGUUUUGGUUUUGGUAAAGCUAGAUUUUCGCUACUUAAUACGGAUGGUAACACUAUGUUUGCUUGUCUUGGGGUUCUUCACCUUCUUCUUGUACCUGGUUGGAGACAAACUACAGAUGCUUUGGAGCUUCUUUGUGUCCAGCAAUAACACACAGGGACAAGAAUUAUCAGAUAAAGAGAAGGAGACUGAAAGAAGGAAAGCUCGAGAGAAGAUCCAGAAUGAGUACACAGAAAAGGGCGCCAGAUAUGAAGAAGAAGUUCUGAAACCAAGGGAAGAGGCUGAAAAGGCUCGUUUAGAGGAAGAGUUCAACAAGUUUGCUGGACCUGCCUGGAAGGGUAAAUCCAAUCGGCUUGGGGAUGGCAAAGAGCCAAACGAGGAUGAAAGACCGGUAACUGAUUCAGGAAAGCCAGUGCUAAGGAAACGAGUGCAGGGUACCAGCAAGGAUGCAUCAGCUGUUAGGAAGCUUCCCGAGUCCGUAACCAGACCGCCUCCUGUCGAACCAGACCAACCUAAACCACAAAAAAGGGUAGUUAUACUUCCGGAGGAGCCUAAUUCAAAUGAAAAAGAGUGUAUAACAAUUCGCAUGAGGGGUUUGCAAAGUACAAUUAGGACAAGAAGAUUCCUGUAUAUUAACAAAGUUCAGGUUCUUUUGGACUGGAUGACCAAGCAAGGAUACCACCCUCAACUUUACACAGUCUGCACAACGUUCCCACGGAUGGACCUGUCUGAACACGUUGACAAGACACUGGAAGAUAUUGAACUCUGUCGGGAUGUGACGCUUAUUAUCGAGGAGAAACUAUGACAAGUUUAUGUAAGCCCAACUGUAUGCCAGUCAAUUGGUUAUGUUAAGGAGAAUGGACGCGAAAGUGUAGAUUCGUGGAUAGAAUGUACGAACCGAAGGCGUGUACAUUGUAGUCACGAAUCUACACUUUAGAGUCUAUUCUCUGACUUUGUCUCUGACUUAAACUAUUUCCCAAAAACUUUGUACUGUGUCAAACGGCGUUUGGUCACACAUUUUUUUGUUCGGUCACACAUUUUAUUAUUCUAUAUUUUUUGCCGAAUUUGACGAAGCAUAUUUGAUAAUGCUUGCAACAAUAUUGGGUAUGCCUUGAUGCCUUACAACGUUAUGUACAAUGUUUUGAUCAGUAUACAACUAUGUUUUUACUAAAGUAAAUGUUUUUGGAAAUUUAAAUACAACAUGUUUUCAGCUGCAUGUGUUUUGCACAUCAUGUUAAUAUUCAAUUUGGGAAGAAAGUCAUUUCAAUUUGAACUAUCCCUUGAGAUUGUAGUAAAUCUCCAAGUGAGUGUGGAUUUGUUACGAAUCUACAGUAACAUGCAAGUGUAGAUUUGUAAAAACAAUCUACACUUUUAUUAAUAGAGUGGCGUCACAGAAAUAGUUUAAGUAUGAUAAAGGCACUUUGAUACUCUUUUAAUGUACACUUCUCCAGACAUACAAAGCUUUAACCAAUGUAGGCAAAAGCCUUGCACAAAAUUGCAUGCUCUUGUCAUCUUCAGGAUACUAAAUAGUGUGAGACAUAUUGGUAUGUAUAUAAGAACUCACACCGCUGCAGUGAGGUUAAUAAUGAUAAGCCCCCUCAAGCCACAAAAGUGAAAGUUUCCUACCCUCUAAGCAGGACAGUUCUUUUCAGCAUAUAAUGUCUCCCAAAUUCCGAAAUCAACUCCGCCGCAGUAGAAUAAAUAGUGAGACAAAUUCUCAAAGAACAAAGAUCUACAUGUACACAGCAAAGAAGAUAUGGUAACCAGUGACCUCGGCACCCACAAACACGGCACCCACAAACACGGCACCCACAAACUCGGCACCCACAAACUCAGCACCC
This is a messenger RNA of Asterias rubens (European starfish), 2002 nucleotides long. RefSeq names its product UBX domain-containing protein 8-like. The record is from RefSeq and is a predicted model, not a curated record. Lineage: Eukaryota; Metazoa; Echinodermata; Asteroidea; Forcipulatida; Asteriidae. Gene Ontology annotation, cellular component: endoplasmic reticulum; nucleus. The coding region runs from base 94 to 966 and encodes 290 amino acids. The transcript has 8 exons. Gene Ontology annotation, molecular function: ubiquitin binding.